AUGCCCAAGCGCGAAAAGUGCAAGAAAAGCCGCGAAACCGUCAGAACUACUACUCUAAGAUAUGCUCAUCUCAUUCUUCCUUUUCUUUUGUUUUCACCUUACGAACCCAGCGGUGCUCCAUCAAGUCCAAUCAUUGAGAAUGAACAGUCGAAAAUCGCCUUUCCGAUUGUUCGUGUAUCUCGAACCAGGCGCAAGACUGACGUCCUGGAGGAGAAGAGGGGCCCUGCUGUCUGUACUUCCCCAAGGACGCGACAGAGGGCUAGCAUUUCCGAAGAGAAGAAGAAUCGUCCAGUUCGCACAUCUACAAUAAAGCACAAGAACACCGACGUCUCGGAAGAGGAGGAGAUUAAGCCCUGGAAGUUGGAUAAGCGCAAGCGCCAGAAAGUGGAUAAAGGCAAGGGUCGGAUGGUCGAACUCCAUCCUAUCCCUGAGAUCCACGGCCCCGUUCCUUCUGGCUACUACUCAAGUCCCUCGAGUGGGAGAUGUCUGCCAAAGAAUGCCGCGUUCCUAUCACGAACCGUGCCAUAG
Molecule: messenger RNA, 528 nt
Organism: Gamsiella multidivaricata
Lineage: Eukaryota; Fungi; Mortierellomycota; Mortierellomycetes; Mortierellales; Mortierellaceae
Exons: 2
Coding region: 1-528 (175 amino acids)
Source: RefSeq, a predicted model, not a curated record